Molecule: messenger RNA, 3795 nt
Organism: Brugia malayi
Lineage: Eukaryota; Metazoa; Nematoda; Chromadorea; Rhabditida; Onchocercidae
Product: P-glycoprotein-like protein, putative
Exons: 27
Coding region: 1-3795 (1264 amino acids)
Biological process (GO): transmembrane transport
Cellular component (GO): membrane
Molecular function (GO): ABC-type transporter activity; ATP hydrolysis activity; ATP binding
Source: RefSeq, a predicted model, not a curated record
AUGGAGAAAAAAUCGAGCUGGGAAAAUAAAUUCGAUGGUGACACUAAACUAAUUCGACAUGCUUCAUUCAUUGAGAUCCUACGAUAUGCUGAACGACGUGAUUACAUCUUGCUUGCGUUUGGUAUCACAUUAUCACUAGUGAACGGAGCCAUAUCACCAGUUAGCUCUGUCUUCUUCAGGGGAAUGACAGAUGCAUUAAUAGCUGGUCAAGUAAGUCUUAAAAAUGGUACCUUCAAUAUGGAGGUAUAUACACACUCGGUGAUUACUUAUGUGUACUUUUAUGCAAUACUUGCUACUCUUCUAUUUUUGAUCAGAUUCUCUUCGAUGAGUUGCUUCUUUACUCUAAGUGAACGUCAAGCUCAUGAAAUUCGAAAAAGAUUUUUUGCUGCAUUGCUAAGGCAACAAAUGGCUUGGUAUGAUAAAAAUGAAGCUGGCGUACUUACUAAUAAAUUAUCAGCUGGAAUAGAUCGAAUCAAGGAUGGUAUAGGAGACAAAUUUGGUAUUCUUUUGCAAGCUUCUACACAUUUUAUCUUUGGCAUUAUCAUCGGUCUCUACUAUAGCUGGAAUAUGACUUUAUUGAUACUGCUUGCUGCACCAUUUAUUAUAAUACUGUUGUUUGGAUCAGUUAAGGCGCUAUCAACAAUGACACGUCGAGAAAUGCGCGCAUAUGACAAAGCGGGCGCUGUUGCUAAUGAAGUUAUCAGUAACAUUCGAACAGUUACCUCUUUCAAUGCACAGUAUGCUGAAGUUGUGAGAUACAGAGAUCGUCUGAAUUAUGCGCAAAAAAUUGGUAUAAAAGGAGUGCUUAUUACUGGUAUUUUCAUGGGUUUUUAUAUUUUUGUUAUCUUUGGUUCUAUGGGAUUUGUUUUCUGGUAUGGUACAAAUUUGGUGACCGAAGGUAAAAUUACGCCAGGCACUGUAUUUGCGGUAUUUUGGGCUAUAAUGAUUGGCGCAAUUCAUUUAGGUCAAGCAAUACCGCAACUUGGUGUUUUCACUGCUGCAAAACUUGCUGCUGGAGAAAUAUUUGAAAUUAUUGACUUGGAACCAAAUAUCAAUUGUAUGUCACCGCAUGGAUUAAUUCCAUCACAUGUGGAAGGUCGAAUCGAACUUAAUAAUAUCAAUUUCUGGUAUCCAAGUCGGCCGAAUGUUAAAAUUUUGCAUAACACAUCAUUUACGGUGAAUGCAGGUAGUACGGUUGCUUUGGUUGGACAUAGCGGUUGCGGUAAAUCAACUAUAAUCGAAUUAUUAUUAAGAUUCUAUGAACAGCAAGCAGGAAUAAUUACUCUUGACGGUGUACCAAUUAGAGAUUUGAAUAUUGAAUGGUUACGUAAUAAAAUUGGAUUUGUUUCACAAGAACCGGUAAUAUUUGCUGCAACAGUGGAGGAGAAUUUAAAAUUGGGCAAUGAAGCAUUGACCGAGAUUGAAUUAAUCGAAGCCUGUAGAAUUGCAAAUGCUCAUGAUUUCAUAAUGAAAUUACCAAAAGGCUACAAGACAUUAAUCGGUGUUGGUGGUAUACAGUUAUCCGGUGGUCAAAAACAACGAAUUGCUAUUGCUCGAGUUUUAGUUCGUGAUCCGAAAAUUUUGCUAUUCGAUGAAGCAACUAGUGCAUUGGAUUCGGAAAGUGAAGUUGCUGUACAGAUGGCACUUGAUCGGGUACGAGCUGGACGUACCACAAUAACAAUAGCACAUCGUUUGUCAACAAUACGUAAUGCUGAUCAAAUUAUUGUUUUCAAAAAUGGUAAAAUCAUAGAAAGUGGUUUACAUGAUGAACUAAUAGCGCUGGAUGGAAUUUAUCGGCAAAAUGUACAAGCACAGGAAAUAGGAAGAGGAGAUGUUGAAUUUGUGGAUAGUGAUGAGUCAUCCUUGUCAUAUCAGUUUGAAAACAAUGAGAGGAUAGAUGAAGAAAGUGAUAGUAAUAGAAUCAGCAAAUGGCUUCAUCGAAACGAAUACUUUCGAAAAUCAAAUGCUUCUUCAAAAUCACAUAUCAGUGAAAUAGAUUGUGAAAAUGAGAAGAUUUCUUACAAAGAUAUUAGUGAUAAAGUUAAAAAUGCAUCGAUUUUCGAUAUUUUAAAGUUUGCCGGGAAGGAAUUACCGAUCAUUGCUGUGGCUUUAAUAUUUACAAUAUUGAGAGGUUUAUCAUGGCCGAUUUUCUCUAUUAUCUACGGUCGGACAUUCUUGGCUCUGUCCUCGUUGGACAAUGAUAAAAUGAUAAAAGACACUGCACUGAAUGCAAUAUUAUACCUUAUUUUGGGUAUUGUUGGUGGAUUUUCGACAUUUUCUUCUGGCACUCUGUUUGGUAUUGCUGGUGAAAAAAUCUCAGUGAGACUUCGCAUUGCAGUUUUCACGAAUAUCUUACGACAAGAUUCUUCAUUCUUCGACAGCGAACAUCAUUCAAUCGGAAAAUUAACAACACUUCUGGCAACUGAUGCUCAAAAUAUCAAAGCUGCAAUCGAUCAACGAUUGGCGGAACUGUUACAAGGAAUUGUUUCACUUUGCGCCGGUAUAAUUGUAGCAUUUUCAUUUAGUUGGAAAAUGGCAUCUAUUGGUGUUAUUAUUUGUGCAACUUUUGUCAUUUUGCAAACUUCUCUUUCGCAUUAUCUCAAAAUUCAGGGCCAAAAGGAUGCUAAAAUAGCUGAAAGAGCUACUAGUUUAGCUUCCGAAUCAAUCGAAAAUAUCCGAACUGUGCAGUAUUUAACUAUGCAACCGAAAAUAUAUGAAUCGUAUUGCUUUUCAUUACAGGAACCUCAUAAACGAGCGGUUAUUCGAGGUUUUUGGCAAGCAUUGAGUUACGCACUGUCCAAUAGUUUUGUUCAGUCCAACUUUGCCAUUUCCUAUCUUUUUGGUCUUUGGUUGGUACGGAAUUCAUGGUCUGAACCAUACAUUGUUUUUCAGGUAAUUGAAGCAUUAAAUAUGGCAUCACUUACUGCACUUGCGGCAGCAUCAUUUUUAUCGGAAUACGUUCGAGCUCGCAUUUCAGCAAGUCUAACAUUCCAUAUCAAAAAUCAAAUUCCACUUAUAGAUAAUUUAUCUGAAGCUGGUAGUUUAUCUGAACAGACAAUUAAAGGAAACAUUUAUCUGAAGGAUGUUUGUUUCGUAUAUCCAAUGUUUCGUCAAAAUUCUAUUCUCAGAAAAUUUUCCAUGUCUGCAACGUAUGGUCAAACGGUAGCACUAAUAGGACCAAGUGGUUGUGGCAAAAGUACGGUGAUUAAAUUGCUGGAACGAUUUUAUGAUGUUACUGAUGGUGUUUUGUUUAUCGAUGGUCACGAUAUCAAAAGUUAUAAUAUUCGAUAUCUUCGAUCACAUAUUGCAUUGGUAGACCAAGAACCAACAUUAUUUAAUGUAAGUAUUCGAGACAAUAUUGCAUAUGGCUUGGAUGAUGCAUCACAGGAACAAAUUGAAGCAGCUGCGAAAUUAGUCAAUAUUCACAGUUUUGUUGUCACUUUACCGCAGGGUUACGAUACAAUUGUUGGCUCAAAAGGAAGUCAUUUGUCAGGUGGUCAAAAACAACGGAUUGCAAUUGCAAGAGCAAUUAUAAGAAAUCCAAAAAUACUUCUUCUUGAUGAAGCUACUAGCGCUUUGGAUAGUGAAAAUGAAAAAAUGGUACAAGAAGCACUGGAGACAGCACGUCGUGGUCGAACCUGUGUUGUGAUCGCUCAUCGUUUGAAAACAAUUCAAAAUGCUGAUUUAAUAAUUGUUUUAAAAGAUGGUCAAGUUGUAGAAUGUGGUAAUCACAUUCAGCUAUUAGCUCAAAAAGGCUUGUACUGUUAUCUGAUUGAAAAACAAAAGGUACUGUAA